Molecule: messenger RNA, 2409 nt
Organism: Branchiostoma belcheri (Belcher's lancelet)
Lineage: Eukaryota; Metazoa; Chordata; Leptocardii; Amphioxiformes; Branchiostomatidae
Exons: 4
Coding region: 24-1511 (495 amino acids)
Source: RefSeq, a predicted model, not a curated record
GUAGUUAAAGAACAAAAAUCAACAUGAGCAACUCUAAGUCUAAGAAGGAAAGCUAUGCUCUGCGCCAGCAGAAAUACAGUAACGCUAUCAUCCGUGGCCGUCGACACGUCCCCACCCCUGAAGCCGUCCCACCGUCCUCUCUCCUGGACGCCCCCCCACUGUCUCCUGUACCACUGCCUUCACCCCCCAGGGAGUGUAUACCUGAGUGGGACGACCCGCCAAGACUGGUCACCAACCUAAACAGGAAACAACCAGCUCCUCAGGGUGGAUUCACGGCAGCUAACAGGUAUGCCAGGACUCCCACACACCCGGAUGAAAAUGCUAAGGUGUUUGAAGAGUAUGCAGAAAGGAUGAAUGAUAUCCAACAGAAGCAGAACAACAUGGGAGAGGGCAAGCGACCGAGGAAACCCUCCAGACGUCCGCAGACCCCAGCUCUUGUCUCCAUGAUGAUGGGCUCUAUGAAUGAUGAGAACAUGACAGAGAUGGAUUGCUACAUGGCAACGAUGGAUUCCAAGAAGAAGGUACGCGAGCCCAUGGGAGCUGACAAAACACGGGCCAGAACAGCCUGCAAACACGCCGCGAAAGCUCCCACAUUGAAGUCUGUGGAAGAGCAACAGGUAUUCUCACUCGGACGUUAUGAGGAGAGAGUCCCAACUGCAGCAGAGUACAAUGACAGGAUGGGACAAAUCAUAGAGGAGUUGAGAUCUCCCGAGCCUGCUGGAGCUUUCACCCCCACGAUGGACAAGCAGGCAGACUGCGGAAUAGCUGUGGUGGAGCAGGUGAUGGAAGCAGACACAAACCAUGAGGGUAAGAAGAAGAAAAAGAAGAACAAGAAGAAGAGGAAAACUCGUGUGGAGACACCACCCGACUACACGGCAAAUGUCGGGCUCGGCAACGUGAGCAUGACGUCUCUUGAAGCGUGUGACCUUGACUGGCAGGAUGAAGGUCGAGUACAGAGCUGUUACAAGACGUCCCCACAGUCUGGACACCUGAGCAGGGAGGCUGACACACCCACCAUCCAGGACACGACAAAGGACUGGAUGUACUUCAUCAGGAAAGCUGGGCUUGAGGAGAUGAUGGAGUCAGACCCUACCAGGGACGAGGACAGGAGGACACCGGUCCAGGGCAAAACCACCAAGAACAAGCACAAGGCAAGAAAGGAGAGGCUUGUCUUACCCAGCCUGACUUCAGAUCCAGGACUGAUGCUGCAGGGAACCAAACUUCACACACCUGGUGUAAGCCUCCCCUCCAUAGGAGAUGGUGUUCUGUCCACUGCUACCAGACCCAACAUCCCUGAUGAGGACAUGGGAACACAGUUGCCACCGCUGCAGUUUGGCACCAAGCAAGUCGGGAAGACGACAUCAGAAACUGUGACCUUCAAACAGCCCAGCGACAAGUCCAAAGUCCGCAGCACCAAGCGGCGCCAGAAGACCGACCGUGCCUCGCUGAAGGACAAAAAGUCCCAGAAACGGCGCCAUAACAGCCCUGACCUCUCAUCACCUGACUUGUAAGUUUGGUGGAACGGUGGAUGCCUUAUCAUCAUGCACAGAAUACUUAUUGGCAAUGAUUCAUGUGUGUAUCUAACUAUGUGUAAAACUGUGUUGCCUUGAUCAAUCUCUGUUGUUAAAUGUACAGUACCUAAAACUUUGUGUAGAUAUAAUCAUUUUGAACAACAGCACCUGAAACUGUGCGUAUGCAUAAUCAUUUCCAACAACAGCACCUGAAACUGUGCAAAAUGAUUUUUAACAACAGCACCUGAAAUUGUGUGCAUAAUUAUUUUCAACAACAGCACCUAAAACUAUGCAAAAUCGUUUUCAACAACAGCACCAGAAACUGUGUGCAUAAUUAUUUUCAACAACAGCACCAGAAACUGUGAAUAUAUUAAUCAUUUCCAACAACAGCACCUGAAACUGUGUGCAUAAUUAUUUUUAACAACAGCACCUGAAAUUGUGUGCAUAAUCAUUUUCAACAACAGUACCUGAAACUGUGAAUAUAUUAAUCAUUUCCAACAACAGCACCUAAAACUGUGCAAAAUCAUUUUUAACAACAGCACCUAAAACUGUGCAAAAUCAUUUUUAACAACAGCACCUGAAACUGUGUGCAUAAUAAUUUUCAACAACAGCACCAGAAACUGUGAAUAUAUUAAUCAUUUUCAACAACAGCACCAAAAACUGUGAAUAUAUUAAUCAUUUUCAACAACAGCACCUGAAACUGUGAAUAUAUUAAUCAUUUUCAACAACAGCACCAGAAACUGUGAAUAUAUUAAUCAUUUUCAACAACAGCACCAGAAACUGUGAAUAUAUUAAUCAUUUUCAACAAUAGCACCUAAACCUGUGUGUAAAUAUAUUAUUACCGUAAUCAUUUUUAACAACAGCACCUGAAACUGUGAAUAUAUAAUUAUUUUCAAUA